ACAGGAGGGGCAUGGUAGAUAAAAUAUGUAGAUGUGUAAAUGUCUUGUGCAUCAUCGCCCUUUUAAAGAGUGGUUUAUAUACAUGAUUGAGGGCUAAUCAGAGCGAGCCGCAUGGCACCGGCAGAGCCAUCGGCUAUCACAGAGCGGGGGAGAGAAGUUCAAAAGGCAGCAUGUCGAGGGAAGAGAUCAAGACAGAGGUGUUCAUAGUGUCUGAAAUGGAAGAGACGGGUGAAAAGAAGAAGAGCAAGUACGAGCGGUACGUGCAGCCGUGCCUGGCGGAGGUGCUGGGGACCUUCAUCCUGGUGUUCGUGGGAUGCAUGUCAGUCGUCGGGAACUCGGGGACCAGCCCCAUGCAGCCGGCGCUGUCGCAGGGCCUCACCGUGGCAGUGCUGAUCACCAUGUUCGCUCCAAUCAGUGGGGGCCACUUUAACCCCGUGGUGUCUCUGAGCUUCUACCUGUGUGGAGAGAUGGAUCUGUUCCUGCUGCUGCCCUACGUGCUGGCUCAGAUGAUCGGAGCCACGAUCGCUGCUUUUCUGACCAAGACCCUGUACCCCGCUGAUUUGUACACCAAAUUGCUCGGAGGGGCCUUCGUCACAGGAGCAGUCGGUACGGCCAUGCUGGCAGAAACCGUCUUCACGCUGAUCCUCAUCGUGGUGGUGUGCUUGGGGGGCAUCAACAAAGUGACCCAGUCGCCGUGGGCUCCCAUCUGUGUUGGCCUCAUUGUGGCCGCAAACAUAUUGUCUGGCGCGACGGUGUCCGGAGCCUGUAUGAACCCCGUCCGAGCCUUCGGCCCUGCAGUGGCCGCGAACCACUGGGAAGACCACUGGGUUUACUGGCUUGGACCCACCUGUGGCACACUGCUCGCCGUGGUCUUCAUCAGGGUGUUCCUGGGUGAUCAGAAAACCCGACUGGUGCUGAAGUGAAGGUUUAAUCCAUCAAGAAGAACAGCAAGAGAGCUGCGUUUGUUCCUUAAAUAGACUGUAACGCUUUGAUUUUGUUUUAAACGUCUUUGUCCCGUGGCCAUCCACAGUUGGUGGUGGCACAUACGCUGAAUAUCAUGUUUAUGUUUCCUGUUUUAAUAAAGACUUUUGAUGAUAA
Salarias fasciatus (jewelled blenny) is the source of this 1098-nucleotide messenger RNA. RefSeq names its product aquaporin-8-like. Gene Ontology annotation, biological process: water transport; transmembrane transport. The record is from RefSeq and is a predicted model, not a curated record. The transcript has 5 exons. Gene Ontology annotation, cellular component: plasma membrane. Gene Ontology annotation, molecular function: water channel activity. The coding region runs from base 171 to 923 and encodes 250 amino acids. NCBI's taxonomy places the organism in Eukaryota, Metazoa, Chordata, Actinopteri, Blenniiformes, Blenniidae.